This is a messenger RNA of Sycon ciliatum, 1785 nucleotides long. RefSeq names its product pyroglutamyl-peptidase 1-like. Gene Ontology annotation, molecular function: pyroglutamyl-peptidase activity. NCBI's taxonomy places the organism in Eukaryota, Metazoa, Porifera, Calcarea, Leucosolenida, Sycettidae. The transcript is spliced from 5 exons. Gene Ontology annotation, biological process: proteolysis. The record is from RefSeq and is a predicted model, not a curated record. Bases 3 to 653 code for a protein of 216 amino acids. Gene Ontology annotation, cellular component: cytosol.
CAAUGGUGUGUGGGUGUGGUGUGUGUGUGUGUGUGGGUGUGUGUGCACUCUUGUAUAUGCUGUCUUAUGGCAGGGUUCGUCCGUUCAAGGGACAUCCCUUGAAUGCAAGCUGGGAGGCAGUGAAGGAACUGGAGUCUAUCGGUCUGCACAUUGACGGCUUUGAUCUGGUCAUCAAGGACAUACCUGUGCUGUACAAGGAGGUGUCUGAAAUGGUACCAAGCCUGUGGAAAGAACAUGAUCCUGUGCUUGUCAUCCAUGUGGGAGUGGAUGGUGGUGGAAAAGCUGUCACACUGGAGGAGUGUGCUGUCAACAUUGGUCAUGAUACUCUGGAUGUCGAGAGGAAACUGCCACCCUACGGCUGCUGUGUCGAAGGUGGUUGUGCGGAUUUGCACUGCAAGAUGGAUCUAGACGAUGUAUGCAAGCGCUGCGCAGACCAAGCAUCAUCCGACGGUUUGAAAGUCGUGUUCCGAACGUCACACGAUGCCGGGCGGUACCUCUGUAAUUUUUCCUAUUACUGUUCGCUGUCGCUGGACAAGGCGCCGUCUCUGUUUGUCCACGUUCCCCCACUGUCCAAGCCGUUCAGUUGCAAUGAGCUGGCGCAGGCCCUGCGUCUGGUUGUGCGUUCGUGUCUCCAAGCCAGCGGACAGCUGUAGCGUGUGUGUGGUAUGUUGACGUCUCCAGUGUGGACAGCUAUAGUGCGAAUAGUAUGUUUUGUCUCCAAGUCGGUAUGUUUGUGUCUGCAAGCCAGCGGACCGCUAUCGUUUGUAUAGUACAAAGUACAUUUGUGUCUCCAGGCGAGUGAACAACUAUAGUUAGACUUGGAAUAGUAUGUUUGUGUCUGCAAGCCAGUGGACAGCUGUGUUGUGAAUAGUCUGCUGACGUCUCCAGUGUGGACAGUUAUAGUGCGGCUAGUUUUCAGUCGAACCUGGGGACAGCUAUUGGGAAUGGUAUGUUUGUGCAUCCAAGCCAAUGGACAGCUGUAGGGAAUACAGUCAACUUUGCUAAUAACGACUGCGGAUAUAACGACAAUUCGCGAAUAACGACGUAAUUUUCAUGCCCAGAGCAAAGUCCCAUCCAACUGUGACACAUAUAAUGAGACUUCGGGUAUAACGCCACUUCGCGAAUAAGGACACUUUUCUGAUGCCUCGCCGAGUGUCGUUAUAAGCGAAGUUGGCUGUAGUAUGUUCGUGUCUGCAGGACAGUGGACAGCUGUACUGUAGUGUGGAUACACGUAUGGUCGGUUCCCGGACCUGCCGCACGUACUAAACUUUUGCGAUUGGGUGAUCGUGUGUGUGCAUGUGUGUGGUGUGUGCUGUGCUGUGCUCAAGCUAUCACUCUCUAUGAUAUAGUCAUUACCCCUCAUUAGCCAUGAUGGGUUGUUUUUAGUUUGUACCGCCUCUAUACAGAGGAAUGCGUGUUGCUUCCUACGCAGGAGCUCUCCCUUUUUGCCAAAGCCACUACCUCUAUUUUACCUCUAUUCGCCAGUAUUUGGAAUAAUUUUCUUCUCGUCUGAACUAAUGCAGGAUAUGUUUCCUGACACGUAAUAGCUUGCAGUUUAGCUGUGGCCUCUGGCGGACCAUAAUAAUCAUGAAUAGCGCCAAUGCACAUGCCACAUUGUUUUUGUUAUGGGAUUACAUAUUAAUGUUUCCUUUUCUGGUUAUCUGGGUUUGCAUUUGUAUAGCAUUUUUCAUCCAUUGUGUAUCUUUUGCCUAAUGGCAAUGCACAUGGCAUUGCUGUUGUUGUUGUCGUUGUGUAGACAUUUUCUUGAUCUUGUGUGUCAAAGCA